Molecule: messenger RNA, 288 nt
Organism: Dracunculus medinensis (Guinea worm)
Lineage: Eukaryota; Metazoa; Nematoda; Chromadorea; Rhabditida; Dracunculidae
Source: the annotation of a GenBank genome assembly
AUGAAUAGUGGUGAAUCAAGUAUUGCAGCACUUGAUCGUUAUAUUGCACCAGGCUUACGAUUAUGGAUGCUUAUCGCGUUGGUUUCCGGGAUAUUACUUAUCAUGGUGGUUAUUGUAUGUUGUUUUAUGCGCAUAAGAAUUCCAAGAACGAAACGACAAAUUGAUCUGAUUGCUGCAAAAAGAAAAAUGAGAAAGGCUAAAAUGCCAUCGGUCACAUCACAUCAAGAGAUAGUUUAUUCAGGCAAAAAUACUGGUUCUAAUUUUAAUUGUAAUGAAUUGAUAUUUUAG